AAAAAUUUUAGUUCCCGUAGUUGCCGUAACAAUAAAACCAGAAUAUCCCAUACAUAUAUAUGUUGGAUUUCCGCUUGAAUUAAUCUGUUUUUUUCUCCCUUUCUCACACACAAACGCAACUGACACAAGCAAAGUCACCGAUUGAUUCAGGUUUUCAAGCUCUAAAUUGGGUAUACCUUGUUAAAACUUUGGUUGGUUGUAUGCACCAAUUCUAUCGCCAUAGUUGCUUCAUGACUAGGUAAUGAAGAGGUUUCGUGAUAGGGAUGUUGCUCGGAAAUGCUCUUCUAAAACUAUAAUUGAUACCACAAAUAGAUUUUCUCAAGCAUCUUCUGUUUCAGAGCCAGAAGCCAGCAGCAGUAAGUUCUCCAAGAGUUCUUUGUGGUCAGGUUUUCUUGCAUCUGCUUUCUCGGUGUUUGAAACAUAUAGUGAAUCAUCGGCCGGUGAAAAGAAGUCAGUUCAUACUAAAACUAAUGGGUGGACAGCAGCUGUAAAGAGAGUUAUAGCUGUUGGUUCAAUGAGGAAACUUCAAGAACGUGUUCUGGGGCCAAGCAAGACUGGCAUGUCUUGCUCAACUAGUAACAUAUGGCUUCUAGGUGUGUGCUACAAAAUUUCUUCUGAUGAGUCCUCUGCAGAUGCAGAAGCAGACACUGGCAAUGGAUUUGAUGCAUUCAAGCAAGAUUUUUCAUCAAGAAUACUGAUGACAUAUCGUAAAGGUUUUGAUGCUAUUGGAGACAAAAAAUUUACUAGUGAUGCUGGUUGGGGUUGCAUGCUUCGUAGUAGCCAGAUGCUAGUCGCUCAGGCCUUGCUUUUCCAUCAAUUAGGGAGAGCUUGGCGAAAACCUCUGCAGAAGCCAUAUGACCAACAAUAUAUCGAGAUCUUGCACCAGUUUGGUGAUUCUGAGGCUAUGGCCUUUUCCAUUCAUAAUCUUCUUCAAGCUGGAAAGGCUUAUGGUCUUGCUGCUGGGUCAUGGGUAGGUCCAUAUGCAAUGUGUCGUUCAUGGGAGGCUCUCUCUCGCUGUGAGAGGAAAGAGACAGACGUUGAACAGUUGUCACUCCCAAUGGCUGUAUAUGUUGUUUCUGGUGAUGCAGAUGGGGAACGAGGCGGAGCUCCAGUUGUCUGCAUUGAAGACGCUUCUAGGCAUUGUUGUGAGUUUUCAAGAGGUCAAGCUGAUUGGACACCUAUUCUUCUGUUGGUUCCUUUGGUUCUUGGACUUGACAAACUAAAUCCCAGGUAUAUUCCAUCACUGCAAGCAACAUUCACUUUUCCUCAGAGCCUUGGCAUUUUGGGUGGCAAACCUAGUGCCUCAACCUACAUUGUUGGUGUGCAAGAUGAUAAUGCUUUCUUUCUUGAUCCUCAUAAUGUUCAGUCGGUAAAGCAUAGAUCUUAUUGAUUAACUUAGCAGUAUUUUCCCAUAAUUUUGAUGGACUGAUAUCAUCUUAAUGCAUGAUCAACCGAUCAUGUUGGAAUUCAAAUUAAUUUUCAGCUUUAAAAAGGGAUCCAUGGACUUAACUUAGGAGUAUUGUUCUUAAAGCCUUUAUACUUUCCCC
Messenger RNA from Rubroshorea leprosula, 1547 nucleotides. NCBI's taxonomy places the organism in Eukaryota, Viridiplantae, Streptophyta, Magnoliopsida, Malvales, Dipterocarpaceae. The record is from the annotation of a GenBank genome assembly.